This is a messenger RNA of Taeniopygia guttata (zebra finch), 1378 nucleotides long. It is a transcript of the gene ATP6V1F, whose product is annotated as ATPase H+ transporting V1 subunit F. Gene Ontology annotation, biological process: proton transmembrane transport. Gene Ontology annotation, cellular component: membrane; proton-transporting V-type ATPase, V1 domain. The record is from RefSeq and is a predicted model, not a curated record. Gene Ontology annotation, molecular function: proton-transporting ATPase activity, rotational mechanism. NCBI's taxonomy places the organism in Eukaryota, Metazoa, Chordata, Aves, Passeriformes, Estrildidae.
GGGGCGGCGGCGGCGGAACCCGGAAGCGGCGGCGGGGCCUGGUCGGUCCCGGCGGGUUCCGGGCGGUCCCGGCCGGUGCCGAUCCCCACAGCCGCGCCCGGCGGCGCACCCCCAGCCCGCCGGCGCCCGGCAGCGGCUUUCCCGCGGUCCGUAUCCCGGCGGAUUUCGUUCCCAGCGGGCCCUGGGCAUGGCGGGCCGCGGGAAGCUGAUCGCGGUGAUGGGCGAUGAGGACACGGUGACCGGGUUUCUGCUGGGCGGCAUCGGGGAGCUGGACAAGCAUCGGCGGCCCAACUUCCUGGUGGUGGAGAAGGAAACCAGCCUGGCGGAGAUCGAGGAGACGUUCCGGGGUUUCCUGGCGCGGGAGGACGUGGGCAUGAUCCUGAUCUCGCAGGCGCUGGCGGAGCAGAUCCGGCCGGCGGUCGCGGCCCACGCCCGGGCGCUGCCCGCGGUGCUCGAGAUCCCCUCCAAGGACCACCCCUACGACCCGGCCCGGGACUCGGUGCUGCGCCGCGCCCGCGGGCUCUUCGCGCCUGACGAGCUGCGAUAAAGCCCCCUGGACCCCCGGCCCUCCCCGCACUCCCCCAGAUCCCACGCUAAGUUCCCCCAGACAGUUCCCCGGUGCCCCCCGUGUGUGCAAGCCCCCGCGGCAUGCCCGAACUGUCCCCUGCGCCCGUGGCCUCUCCGCACCCAGCCAUGGGUGACGGGCACCCCAGACAAUCCCCGCUAUCUUCCCAGCGCCCCCAAACAGUCCUCCACCACUCCCCCGACUUCUUCACACUCGAUGACUGUGGUAGCCCUCCCUGGUACCCCAAAACAGCCCCUGGCACCCACGGGGUCACAAGCCAGGCCUGGGGGUCUCCACCCCAGGGAAACCUACCCAGGGGCCAUUGUGCCCCAUGCCUGGGGGUCCCCACCCCAAGAAGUCCUCAGCCCAUCCCAGGGUGCUGCUGGGGGGGUCCCUGGGGUUCCCAGGGUGUUCUUCGGGGGCUAUGGUUGCCCCGUGGCACUGAGGAUGACACAGGGAACCUGGUGUGUCACUGAAGGUGCCUGGGGUGCCACAGGGGCCCUGAGGGUGACCCGUGACCAUGUCUCAGUCGUGUCCCGUGAUGGGGAAGUGCCACCACCGUAUCCUGCUGAAUCCUGCCGGGUCCUGCCUGUAGGCAGGGAGGGACACCAGGGUCAGAGAAAGGAACACCUCAAGGACACUGGGAGUUGUCACUGUUGUGGUGACCUUGUCACCAUUCCCCCAGCUCCUCUCCAGCCUCCUCAGCCCCAGCAGAACCUGGGGGGAAGGUUAUUUAUUGUUCUCUCCAGUGCCCAAGUGUCAUUUUGUCCUCAUGUGUCUCCCUGACCGUGUCCCCAACAUGUGCUGACACCA